UCACCUGCCAGGAGCUGUCAUUUGACAAGGCGACACUGGAAUUUUUUUUGACCCUGAAAAUGAACUUUGGGAGGAUUUUCCUAGUCAAGUGCAUGCUGCUUUUAUUUCCCAGUCUAAAAUGCUCUGUCGUCAAUAGGAUUUACAAGGCAGUGAAUGAGACGGCUCUUCUCAACAUCGCUGCUCCUGGGGACAUAUAUCAUGCAAUAUGGCACAGAGAUGGACACAGGUUGGUUCAGAUCAAAAAUAAGGAAUUUAAGUACUAUGUGAAAGAAGACCAGUGCAGGUGUAAGAUACUCGAAAAUGGGACUCUGCAAAUACAUCACGUGGUGAAAGCGGACAGUGGAAAUUACAAAGUGAUUGUUUAUCAGCAUGAUGGAAGAUGGAAGGCAGAAGAAGAGACAAGGUUCCUUGUUCAGGAGCCUGUCCCUCAGCCAAUCCUCAGUGCUGAAUGCAUGAAUAAAACUGUAUAUGUCAAGUGUGAAGUGCAGCACAAGGCUAAAGAUGAAGAAUUUACAAUAGGACUGACUCAACCCAAUGGCAGAAAAAUCCAAAAGAAUGCAACUAUGUUGGAAUUGCAGACACGGCACUCGGGGACAUUCAGAUGUGCUGUUAAGAACCAAGUCAGUGAAAAAAUGGUUGAAAAAGCAAUUAAGUGCUCAGGUAAGCUGGACCUUUAUCUCAUCUUAAGCAUAGCAGGAGGUGCAGUCUUUUUUGUCAUCUUUGUGAUUUGGCUUAUUUAUUGUAUCAGGAGGAGAAAAGCAAAACGGCGUGAAGGUGACGAUGAGCAGCGGAUGAUGAAGACCCUGCAGGCGGAGUGUGAGUGGGCGGUGCGGGAGCUGCCCCCCACGCCGUGCGCUCCCACCCCGAAGCAAGUGCGGGUGCAGCAGCGGCCGCUGCCGCAGCCCCAGGGGCAGCAGCAGCCACAGCCCCCGCGGCCCCGGCCCCGCACUCAGCCCCGCACUCAGCCCCGCACUCCGAACACCCCGAAAGAAAGACCUUAAAUGUGCGUCCCGGGAGGAGGGAUGGUCGUCUGUCUGCUCCGCCGUUCGCUGGGGAAAGGAAGUUUCCAAAAGUCAGGAGCACCUCCCGCCCAGCCUUGCGUAAUGCUCAGCUAUGAAACGACAGCUUUUGUUGCAGAAAAUUAGAGAGAGAGGGCAUCAAAUGGAGAUGAGGAGACCUGGUGGAGGAGAUUCAAGGUGAUGGGCAUUCAUCCCUGUGGCCAUUUUUCUUCAUGUGUCUCCAUGUUAGGGUAUGGAGCAUUGAGCCUUGAAACCUUUGUCUUUCUGAGGUUCACUUUUUACUGCACUUUGUUGCCUUUGUGCCUUUUGGAUGGCUGAUAUCAAGAGGAAGUGAAAGCUCUAGUGAGACAAAAUGGACCCAUGGAUCUUGCAGGGUUUUGUCAUGCAUAUUUCUCCUGCCACUCCUUAGGACAGCUCUCUGGCUUCAGCAUCAAACACAAAUAUGCGACCUCCUGGACCAAAAAAUAGUUAUAUGUAAUUAAAUGCUUGCCUGAAGUUGAAAGAAUCAAUGUCAUCUACUGCAGAGAACAAAAUACUGAAAGGACAUAUAAGAGCCUUGAAGCACCUGUGUGGGGAAAAAACACGAGUGGGAAAGGAAUAAGCUUUCCCUUUUGCCACUGUGUUUAGAACAAGAAACCCUGAGCUUAAAUUGCAACAAGGGACACUUAUGUCAGGACUUUUUUUUUUCUAGAUGAAACAUUGAAAUAGAUUUCUGGGAGAGGAUCUCUAGCACUGGGGGUUUCAAAGGGUGGAUGAGACAACUGUGAGGCAUCCUCAUCCUGCUGAGGGCUGGGGGAACGUGCUACACGGCCUCUCCAAUGACUGUUUCAGCUCAGUUUUUGUGUUGGCAAAUAAAACAAACUUUUAUUCUCAGCAUGCCUGUUUAGCUAUACAGACAUUUUUUUCUCCUAGAAGAGUUCUGGUACCUGUUGGCUCAUGAAACAAGCAUUAUGAACUGCCAAGCAGUCUGAUUACUGGUGGCAUUGUCUGAAUUGUCAUGGCUUUCUGUCACAGGGCCUCCUGCUCAGGGUGAAGAGACCACGUCUCUUGAUUCUGCUGGAAAACACUUCACUCACAACAAGGUGAUGACAGUGAGCUGCUGAAAGACCUCCCUCUCAAAGGGAAAAGUUGAACUGUGGUAGCUGUACCUGCAUUACCCUCUGUGUGCGGGACACUGUUCUCUCCUCUGGUCCAUGGAGAUGUUCAUAAACUUCCUCUACAGCUGAGGGGCCAAGAGAGGACAGGUCUUUUUUAGAGCAAUGAUUGAAUGGGUACACUGGCCCAUCUGGUGUAAGAGGAAGUGCAGGUGAAGGAGGAGAGUUGUGAGAGACACAGAGUAUGAGACAUCCAGCUAAUUUGUUGGUGUUAGGCAGAAGAACGCAUAAUACCUCUUGCAGGCUUGACUAUCUUACACAUUCCCAUGGAGAUAAACCAGCUAUUCUUUGUUUCUUCCCAGAAAUCUGACUGGUAUACUCCUCUGGUAUAAGGGAAGGGAGGUAUAAGGAGAAGGAGGUCUCUGACUCCUCCAGAGCUCAGUCACUUCUUUAGAACUCUCACACUGGGCACAGCCCUGAGAGUGUUACUUGCUCUUGCCUUAGCUUCCUGCAGCUUGUUUUAGGGCUUUCACCAGUUAAAGUUGCCCUUGGUAAACAUUUCAUGGUUUAUUUUUUAACAUACCAUAUGCUAUAUCCCUGCAGUGAAUGAAUAAAGAAAAGACU
Empidonax traillii (willow flycatcher) is the source of this 2737-nucleotide messenger RNA. RefSeq names its product CD2 molecule (gene CD2). The transcript is spliced from 5 exons. The record is from RefSeq and is a predicted model, not a curated record. Lineage: Eukaryota; Metazoa; Chordata; Aves; Passeriformes; Tyrannidae. The coding region runs from base 60 to 1001 and encodes 313 amino acids.